AUGGCUCUUCGCUGGUUUAGCCUCUUUUUGGGGUUAAUAGCCCUUCAAGGCUACCUCGCCUUCAGCCCACUUCCGGAAGAAAAUUGGGAUGAAGAAUGGGCUACAUUCGCACAGACGAUGUCAGAUCCCGCUUACCGCCUCCCUAACUCUACAACCCCCAGCCGUUAUGAAGUAACCCUUUCCCCAUAUUUGACGACUGUUCCAGCAAGUGUCCAAAAUGCGUCACCAUUUACGUUCGAUGGUACUGUAGCAAUAACUAUCAGGGCUACACAGCAAAAUGUCAAUGAAAUUGUUCUUCACUGUAAUGAUUUGACAAUUUCAUCACUAACGGUAUCUCUUGCUAGUACACCAGCUACAAAUAUAGCUGUAAACCAGGCAUAUCAAUGUCAAAUGCCCUGGAGUUUCUUAAGAAUUCCUUUGACUACAACCCUACAAAUAAACCAGGACUAUAUCAUUUCGAGCACAUUCAAAGGCAUCCUGCAGACUAAUAUGAGAGGAUUCUACAGGAGCUGGUACAUUGACCAGAGUGGCCAAAGGAGAUGGAUGGCGACCACCCAAUUUCAGCCUGGACAUGCACGUCAAGCAUUUCCAUGCUACGAUGAACCUGGAUUUAAGGCCUUUUUUGACAUCACCAUAGUCAGAGAGUCUGAUUUUAGUCCAACGCUUGGAAAUAUGCCCAUAAGAAGUAACGCAACUCUCAGUGAUGGAAGAAUUUCAGAAACAUUCUACACUACUACUCUCACUUCCACUUACUUACUGGCCUUUAUUGUCUCACACUACACUGUAGUGGCCAGUGGUACAGACCCAUUACGGCCCUUCUACAUCUAUGCUAGAAAUAAUGUUGUUGAUGAAGGCGACUGGUCUUUAGAAAUUGGUGAAAAACUACUGGUUGCUAUGGAGAACUACACGGGCUACCCGUAUUAUACAAUGGCCAAUAACAUUAUCAUGCAGCAAGCUGCUAUACCUGACUUUUCUGCUGGAGCAAUGGAAAACUGGGGUCUUUUGACUUAUAGGGAAGCUCUAAUCUUGUACGAUCCGUUGAAGUCGAAUCAUUUCUAUAAGCAACGUGUUGCCAACAUCGUGUCACAUGAAGUCGCUCAUAUGUGGUUCGGUAAUCUCGUCACCUGCGCCUGGUGGGAUAAUCUCUGGCUAAACGAGGGUUUCGCUAGAUAUUAUCAGUAUUAUUUGACUGCUAGGGUUGCGCCAGAUUUAGGCUACGAAACUCGAUUCAUCGUCGAGCAAUUACACGUAUCUCUGCUUUCCGACUCAGUGGACAGUGCUCACGCUCUCACAAAUCCUGCAGUUAAUGAUCCCACUUCUGUUUCUGCUCACUUCUCACAAAUCACCUACGGCAAGGGUGCUUGUGUACUUAGAAUGACUCAGCACUUAUUAAGCGACAGCACAUAUGAAAAAGCAUUAAGGAACUACAUACGACAAAACGCUUUUGAUGUAGCUGAGCCAGAUGAUUUGUUCACUGCAUUGGAUGGUGCUGCUGCUGAAGAUAAUGCACUAACUGAUUAUGGAAGUAUCACCGUCAGGGAUUACAUAAGAACUUGGAGUGAGCAAGGUGGACAUCCUUUGUUGACCGUAGCUGUUGACCAUGACACUGGACGUAUGACUGUUACACAGCGGCGUUUUAACGUCAAUACCGGCGUGUCUGAAAUUCCAAGUGUAUGGCUCAUACCUCUUACUUGGACCAGAGCUGGAGCAGUCGAUUUCGAUAAUCUCAAGCCUUCACAGAUUAUGUCGGCUGAACCAAUCAUCAUUGAAAGAGUUACUAGGGGUAGAGAAUGGGUUAUUUUCAACAAGCAACAAUCUGGAUUCUACAGAGUAAACUAUGAUACAGUUACCUGGUCUCUUAUUACUCAGGCGCUUAGAGACAAUUCGCGAAGGAACCAAAUACAUGAAUACAACCGUGCACAGAUCGUCGAUGAUGUGUUCAUCAUGGCUAGAGCUGGCCUUUUGUCUUACACAAGGGCGUUCAAUAUCCUCUCGUUCCUCGAAUUUGAAGAUCAAUAUGCACCUUGGAUUGCGGCUAUUGCUGGAUUCAACUUCUCUAGACGACGUUUAGCCCACAAUGCCACUCUUUUGGCUGAAUUAGAGUCAAACAUCCAUACCUUAAGCAGAGCGGUAACUGCACGUCUAGGUUUUAGCGAGAGACCAAACGAAAGCUACAUGGAUGGACUUUUACGUAUGUACGUCAACACUUUCCUAUGCAACAUUGGUCACGCAGAGUGCGUCGAAGCCGGCAGGACUAAUUUCGCUAAUUGGAGACAGAACAACGCAUAUAUCCCACCGAACAUGCGUCCCUGGGUUUACUGCACUGGUCUCCGCUAUGGUACUGCUGAAGAUUUUACAUUCUUUUGGACUCAAUAUCUUCAGGAAGACUUAGCCAGCGAGCAGGUUGUUAUGCUUACUGCGGCCGGUUGCACAAGAGAUCAAAAUAGUUUGGGAAUAUUCUUGAACGCCAUCACGGCUGGUUCCAAUGACUAUACCAUCAGGGAUCAAGAUUAUUCUACUGCACUUAAUUCAGCUCUCACCAGUAAUGAGGAGAAUACUUUAGUGGCGUUUGAGUGGCUACAACAAAACUUUCAAAGGACUGCAGCAGCACUUGGCAGCAUUAAUUCCCCACUGUCUACAAUUACAUCACGUCUACUUAAUGAACAACAAAUCACAGAGGUCUCCAAUUGGUUACAAGUAAACCAAGCGUUGAUUGGCCAAUCAGCUUACAACAGUGGCAUGAAUGGAAUUAAUUCAGCCAGGAACAACAUCCAAUGGUAUAACCGAAGAGUUUCUGAAUACCAGAGCUAUUUUGAAACUGGGUAUGUGGACGACCUACUUGAAGAUAGCACUACAUCGUCGACGUCGACGACAACACAAGCACCUACAACAGUACCGACCACGCCUCCAGACGGCAACGGAGCAAGUCGGAUUCAACCAAUAUUGCUAUUCUUAGUUCCGUUAGGUUGUUUGUGUAAAUAUAUUAUGCUAUAA
Messenger RNA from Arctia plantaginis, 2994 nucleotides. Lineage: Eukaryota; Metazoa; Arthropoda; Insecta; Lepidoptera; Erebidae. The record is from the annotation of a GenBank genome assembly.